Molecule: messenger RNA, 1112 nt
Organism: Drosophila virilis
Lineage: Eukaryota; Metazoa; Arthropoda; Insecta; Diptera; Drosophilidae
Source: RefSeq, a predicted model, not a curated record
CUUUUCAAAACACAUCACACAGAACUUUUACACUCAAAGUAAAUUCUAAUUCUAAUACUUUUAUACAUUACACAAAGGGCCACAACUGAAUCUUCAUUUUGAGCUUUAAUACUGCAGAGUGACAGAGAUGAAUACUCUAAAUUUGCAUGUUUUUUUAUUUGGGAUUUUUUACUGUCUUUUCAUGGUACCUGAAGCGGUAAGCUUACCGAUAGCCAGAACCACGGUCGAUUUCAAUGGACCGACAGAGGACCUUUUCGAGAUAGAGCCCAAUGCGAAAAGAAAUUCAGGAAGUGUACUGACUACGAUAUCUGGCAAACAGGAAACAGAGGUAACCCUUAACAUACCUGAAUUGGUAAGCGUACCGGAAGCAAGACCCACAGACGAUUUUAAUUGGAGCAGAAUGUCAUAUUUCGGACGAACAGAGGACGGUUCACAGUUGGAGCUCGAACUGAAUAAAAAAGAUCUGUUUUUGAAAGCAGAUAAGAGGACGCUAAGCGCAAAAAAAAAACAGACUACUAUGUCAAGCAAGCAGAAAACAGUGACUAAAGUUAGCGAGGAUCAAUUCGGUCCCUUGGAAUAUAAUCCAUGGGUUAUAACAUUUGGCAAUCAACUAAUGGACGCCGGACACACCAAGGACCGCAAGGAAAAUAAACGUGUUAGCGUUGCCUCAAAUCCAGUAAAGAAUUAUGAUCCCAUAAACAUCAAGUUGAGCACUGUCUGCACCGGUACCACUAUUCCAUAUGGUGAGCACAAGGUGAUGAAAUGGCUUGAUCGUCAUGUACAUAAGCACGAGCAUUCGAAUCGUGCAUUCUACAUGGAACUGCGCCACGAUCUGUUCAUCAAGGCCAACUCGGAGAUGUGCCAUGACAAAAAGUAUGUAAAAUGGAUGGAUUAUCAGGAAUGCUCACUGCGUCGCCAUCAACGUUUGGAGUCUUAUAUACCACAAUAUCCAUUGCAUCAAAUCCUCAGAGAUUAGUAAGAUUCGUAGAAGGCAUCGUAGUAAUUCUUUCAUCUUGAAUUAUGAAUGAUUUAUAAGUUCGAAUGGAUAAUUGAACAGUACCUUUUUAUUUUCCAUGUAUUUUCGUAUGCAUAUAUUUCCUAGCAUGUAUGUA